UGCGCGGUGGGGAGGAAUGCUGAGGAGAGGCCAGGGUAUUUCUGGCCUGAUCGCGGUCCGGUUUUAGAGGAAAGGGAGGAGCCUGGGGGCGGGGCCUGGGGAGAGACCCUCACCUCCCGCAUCCGUGACCGGCGGUCGGUCCCAGACCCCUCCCUUCCCCUUCUGGCCCAGGUUCCGGCUCUCGCUUCGCCCUCCCGGCAUGUUGAAGGGCAUUAGAAGCUUGGUCUUUACUGCUUAGUGAACCUGCCCUCAUCGUGGCCCUCGAGGCCGGCUUGGCUUCCUGAUCUCGAUCCCUGGAGCUCCCAAAGCCUCCGCAUCUCGGGUAAGAUCAAGUCGGGGAUGCUCUCAUAAUGAAUGUCAACCAAUCAGCUCCACCUGUUCCACCAUUUGGGCAGAACCAGCCCAUCUACCCAGGGUAUCAUCAGUCCAGUUAUGGUGGGCAACCAGGACCUGCAGUACCUGCUGCUCCUUAUGGGGCCUACAAUGGCCCAGUGCCAGGCUAUCAGCAGACACCUCUCCAAGGUGUGCCGAGAGCCCCACCUUCCUCAGGGGCACCUCCAGCCUCAACAGCGCAGGCCCCCUGUGGUCAGACAACAUAUGGCCAAUUUGGUCAAGGUGAUAUACAGAAUGGGCCAAGCUCCGCAGCUCAGAUGCAAAGGCUCCCGGCAGCGGCAUCGGCGUCUCAGCAGUUUGGGUCCCCAUUGGCCCCUGUGGUCAGCCAGCCAGCUGUGCUUCAGCCCUAUGGCCCUCCCCCAACAAGUACACAGGUGACCGCACAGCUGGCCGGAAUGCAGAUCAGUGGUGCUGUGUCCCAAGCCCCUCCCUCUUCUGGGUUGGGCUAUGGUCCACCAACAUCAUUGGCCUCAGCCUCAGGAAGUUUCCCUAAUUCUGGUCCCUAUGGCUCCUAUCCUCAGAGCCAGGCUCCUUCCCUUAGCCAGGCUCAAGGUCAUCCUGGAGUCCAGCCUCCCCUGCGAUCUGCCCCACCACUGGCUUCCAGCUUCACAUCCCCAGCUUCAGGUGGUCCUCGGAUGCCUUCCAUGACUGGCCCACUCCCGCCUGGACAGGGCUUUGGGAGUCUCCCAGUGAACCAGCCCAACCACGUGUCCUCGCCUCCUGCUCAUGCUCUGCCCCCAGGCACCCAGAUGACUGGGCCCCCAGUACCACCACCGCCUAUGCACUCCCCUCAGCAGCCGGGCUAUCAGCUGCAGCAAAAUGGUUCCUUUGGACCAGCCCGAGGCCCUCAACAUAAUUAUGAGAGCCCAUACCCUGGAGCGUCUACCUUUGGCAGUCAGCCUGGGCCUCCUCAGCCACUGCCUCCUAAGCGCCUGGACCCUGAUGCCAUCCCCAGCCCUCAACUUAAUGAGCUGCCUCCUCAGCAGAAAACCAGGCACAGAAUAGACCCUGAUGCCAUUCCUAGUCCAAUUCAGGUUAUUGAAGAUGAUAGGAACAACCGGGGUUCAGAGCCAUUUGUUACUGGUGUACGGGGACAGGUGCCACCCUUAGUCACCACCAACUUCCUGGUGAAAGACCAAGGGAAUGCAAGUCCCCGGUACAUUCGAUGCACAUCUUAUAAUAUCCCUUGCACAUCUGACAUGGCUAAGCAGGCUCAGGUGCCUCUGGCGGCUGUCAUCAAGCCACUGGCAAGGCUGCCCCCAGAGGAGGCUUCACCGUAUGUUGUGGACCAUGGCGAAUCUGGCCCUCUGCGCUGUAAUCGCUGCAAAGCAUACAUGUGCCCUCUCAUGACGUUCAUCGAGGGAGGGAGGCGCUUCCAGUGCUCCUUUUGCAGCUGUAUCAAUGAUGUUCCCCCCCAGUAUUUUCAACAUCUGGAUCAUACCGGCAAACGUGUGGAUGCUUAUGACCGUCCUGAGCUGUCCCUGGGCUCCUAUGAAUUCUUGGCCACUGUAGAUUACUGCAAGAACAAUAAGUUCCCCAGUCCGCCCGCCUUCAUCUUUAUGAUUGAUGUCUCCUACAACGCCAUCAGGACUGGUCUGGUUCGGCUCCUCUGUGAGGAGCUCAAGUCCCUCUUAGACUACCUGCCGAGGGAGGGUGGAGCAGAAGAGUCAGCAAUCCGAGUUGGCUUUGUCACCUACAAUAAAGUGCUCCACUUCUACAAUGUGAAGAGCUCCUUGGCUCAGCCACAGAUGAUGGUUGUAUCUGAUGUGGCUGACAUGUUUGUGCCACUGCUGGAUGGCUUCCUGGUCAACGUCAAUGAGUCCCGGGCAGUUAUCACCAGCUUAUUGGAUCAGAUCCCAGAAAUGUUUGCAGAUACAAGAGAGACAGAGACAGUAUUUGCCCCCGUUAUCCAGGCUGGGAUGGAAGCUCUGAAGGCUGCCGAGUGUGCAGGAAAGCUGUUUGUGUUCCACACAUCCUUGCCCAUUGCAGAGGCCCCAGGGAAGCUGAAGAACAGAGAUGACAGGAAGUUGAUCAACACAGACAAGGAGAAGACUCUGUUCCAGCCUCAGACAGGUACCUAUCAGACUCUGGCCAAAGACUGUGUGGCCCAAGGCUGCUGUGUGGACCUCUUCCUCUUCCCUAACCAAUAUGUGGAUGUGGCUACACUCUCUGUUGUUCCCCAGCUCACUGGAGGCUCUGUCUACAAAUAUGCCUGCUUUCAGGUGGAGAAUGACCAGGAACGGUUCUUGAGUGACCUGCGGCGGGAUGUACAGAAGGUGGUUGGCUUUGAUGCUGUGAUGCGGGUUCGGACAAGCACUGGUAUCCGUGCUGUAGAUUUCUUUGGAGCUUUCUACAUGAGCAACACAACAGAUGUGGAGUUGGCUGGACUGGAUGAGGACAAGACAGUGACUGUGGAGUUCAAGCAUGAUGACCGGCUCAAUGAAGAGAGUGGAGCCCUCCUGCAGUGUGCCCUGCUUUAUACCAGCUGUGCAGGGCAGCGUCGGCUCCGCAUCCACAACCUGGCCCUAAACUGCUGCACCCAGUUGGCUGAUCUCUAUCGGAACUGUGAGACUGACACGCUCAUCAACUACAUGGCCAAGUUUGCGUACCGGGGUGUUCUGAAUAGCCCUGUGAAGACUGUCCGAGACACGCUCAUCACCCAGUGUGCUCAGAUCCUGGCCUGUUACAGAAAGAACUGUGCCAGCCCUUCCUCUGCAGGACAGCUGAUCCUUCCUGAGUGUAUGAAGCUCCUCCCAGUUUACCUGAACUGUGUGUUGAAGAGUGAUGUCCUGCAGCCUGGAGCUGAGGUCACUACUGAUGACCGCGCCUACGUUCGACAGCUGGUUUCCUCCAUGGAUGUAGCUGAGACCAAUGUCUUCUUCUACCCUCGGCUCCUACCACUGACAAAGUCUCCCAUGGACAGUACCACUGAACCACCAGCAGUUCGAGCGUCUGAAGAGCGUUUAAGCAGUGGCGAUAUAUAUUUGCUGGAAAACGGGCUCAACCUCUUUGUCUGGGUUGGGGCAAGUGUCCAACAAGGUGUUGUCCAGAGCCUUUUCAACGUCUCCUCCUUCAGUCAGAUCACCAGUGGCUUGAGUGUUCUGCCAGUUCUUGAUAAUCCACUGUCCAAGAAGGUUCGAGGCCUCAUCGAUAGCUUACGGGCACAGAGAAUGCGGUACAUGAAGCUUAUCGUGGUGAAACAGGAAGACAAGUUGGAGAUGCUGUUCAAGCACUUCCUGGUGGAAGACAAGAGCCUAAGUGGAGGUGCAUCCUAUGUGGACUUUCUGUGUCAUAUGCACAAGGAGAUUCGGCAGCUACUGAGCUAAAGCAAGUGGGUAAAUGGUAUAGGGUCCCAGGCCAGCUUCCAGAAAGUACCCCAGGAUGGCAGAGAAAAUUGGGACAGUUCCCUAUCUUAUGAGUCAUGUAAGCUGACCUCAGUCUCUUUAGGGGGGAGGGCAAGAUAUAAGGAGACACCUUCUUUCUGGGCUCAAAUAUCCUACCACUCUGUCAUGUCCUGCUGAUGGAAGGUGCCCUGGUCCCUUCCUCUACCCUCUCUCCUGCUAAUCCUGUUGUAAUGAAUGUAGUUUAUCAGUUCACUGUAUAUGAUCCGGUGUUGGGGGUUUGGAGGCAGCGAGACUCUGGGCGUCCCUUUGGACCAGCCUCCAAGAGGAAGGGGGCAGGCAAGAAGGAGUGGGAAUCCCAGGGCUAUUACAGGAGGUGGCAAAUUCAGCUCGGUGUCAUCAACAACUUCCUAUAUUAGGGAUAAAAUAUACAGGUGCACAAGAGCUGGGG
This is a messenger RNA of Peromyscus leucopus (white-footed mouse), 4185 nucleotides long. It is a transcript of the gene Sec24c, whose product is annotated as SEC24 homolog C, COPII coat complex component. The record is from RefSeq and is a predicted model, not a curated record. The transcript has 24 exons. Gene Ontology annotation, cellular component: endoplasmic reticulum exit site; COPII vesicle coat. Gene Ontology annotation, molecular function: SNARE binding; zinc ion binding. Lineage: Eukaryota; Metazoa; Chordata; Mammalia; Rodentia; Cricetidae. Gene Ontology annotation, biological process: intracellular protein transport; endoplasmic reticulum to Golgi vesicle-mediated transport; COPII-coated vesicle cargo loading. The coding region runs from base 351 to 3719 and encodes 1122 amino acids.